AGAAAAUUAUGAGAGAGAGACGGUGCGUUUCGAAUCCGUCGAGAGAAUUCGAAACGGUGGCGAGAGACGUACAAAAGGGCUAUCCGGAGAGUAGUUUCUGGAAGCUGGCUAGAAGAUUUGUCUAAAUCACAGCAAAUUAAUUUAAGGAUACUCUGUACGAACAAAGCCCUACCAAAAGAUGGUGGUGAUUCAAGCGGAAGAGAGCAACAAGGUCGAUCCCACAACAUCAAAAUCGGAACCGCCCACAUCGGCGAAUGCCAACAGGGACGCCUCCGAUGGCUUCGAGACCGCCAGCGAUACCGAACUGCCCAGCGACGACGACGCCGGCAACAGCAACAAUGAUGGAGGGGCAAGCAGCAGUGGAGGAAAUGGACCCCCACAAGCCGACUCCGAUCACGCCCUAAAUGACGACGAUCAACUCAAACAGCAGAAAGCCUUAGCGGAAGCUAAUGAUGCAAAAUCGGAAGGAAAUAAGCUGUUUGGAGAUGGGCUGUUCGAGGAGGCAAUAUCACAGUAUGACCUUGCUUUACAGGUUGCUCCAGAUAUGCCCUCUUCUGUGGAGUUGCGUUCCAUAUGCCAUUCAAAUCGGGCAGUAUGUUUUCUGAAACUGGGAAAAUAUGAGGAAACAAUCAAGGAAUGUACGAAAGCAUUGGAACUAAAUCCUACAUAUAUGAAAGCUUUGGCUAGAAGAGGAGAAGCUCACGAAAAGCUUGAACAUUAUGAGGAGGCUAUUGCUGAUAUGAAAAAAAUAUUGGAAUUGGAUCCUUCAAAUGACCAAGCUAAAAAAACCAUUCGCCGCUUGCAACCAUUGGCAGAAGAAAAGCGAGAAAAGAUGAAGGAAGAGAUGAUUGGGAAGCUGAAAGAAAUGGGCAACUCUGUAUUGGGUCGCUUUGGAAUGAGUGUUGACAACUUCAAAACUGUCAAAGAUCCAAACACUGGCUCCUAUUCCAUUUCUUUCCAACGUUAGACUGGAUGCAUUUGGUCAUGUAACUACAUUAACAAUUUGAGAAGAAUGGUCUGUCAAUAGAAUGAUAUCAGUGUGGGGGCACUGCUUUGUAUGCAGGGUCCAAUCAUUAUGAGUAAAAUGCAGAGUUGAUACAAAUGAUUAAAUUUGGGGAAAUGGUUCUGUUUCUUUUGUAAGAGCAUGAAAUGAUGUAAUUUCAAUUUAUGGUGGUUUAUGGAUUGACUGUAAGUUUAUUAUUUGUAAUUUGAAGUUCUUUAUUGCUGA
Alnus glutinosa is the source of this 1228-nucleotide messenger RNA. RefSeq lists its product as uncharacterized. Bases 179 to 967 code for a protein of 262 amino acids. Lineage: Eukaryota; Viridiplantae; Streptophyta; Magnoliopsida; Fagales; Betulaceae. Gene Ontology annotation, molecular function: protein binding. The transcript has 5 exons. The record is from RefSeq and is a predicted model, not a curated record.